This is a messenger RNA of Uranotaenia lowii, 8225 nucleotides long. It is a transcript of the gene Abl, whose product is annotated as tyrosine-protein kinase Abl. Lineage: Eukaryota; Metazoa; Arthropoda; Insecta; Diptera; Culicidae. Gene Ontology annotation, biological process: protein phosphorylation. Bases 1288 to 6048 code for a protein of 1586 amino acids. The record is from RefSeq and is a predicted model, not a curated record. Gene Ontology annotation, molecular function: ATP binding; protein binding; non-membrane spanning protein tyrosine kinase activity. The transcript has 8 exons.
GAGCGAGUCUGCGAAGCAAAAGCGAACCGUGAGGACGUACAGAUUUUCCUGGUGGUCUGGUGUGGCUCUUUUGACCAGUUUAGUAGUCGCGAUUUUUUUUGUGUAUGGUGAGAGGAACUAACUGCUGCAAGCAAGAAUUCUUCUGGCUGCUGCUUGGAACUUGUUUCGAGGUUGCGGCGCCGAGUGAGUAUAGAAAAAAAAGUGGUGGCCCCAACUUUGGGUUGGUUCGGCCUGGAAUUUGUGGCUGAAGCAUUGUGCGACCAUAUUUAAUUUUUGGGGCCCUGUUGUUCCGGAAUAUUGGGUGUUGAUUCAAGUGGAUGGAAGAGGAAGAAAAACCUACAAGUGAGAGGCGUUUUCCGUAGAGGCUGCCAUCUUGGACUUCCGCCGGGACUCGCCACGGACGGGUGUGGAUGGAAUUUGGGGUUCGGCGACUCGGAAGCAGAAUAAUUCACUGUGUGAGAUUGGGUAGUUUAAUGGUUUCGGUAUAAGGCAAGCUUGUUUGAAAUUAAACGAGAUAACAAGGGUCGAAGGAAGUGUUCCAGACCUGGUUCAGAUCAGAUCGGGAAAGACAAUUCCGUUAGGUUCCCUAGGGGGGUGAAAAGUAUUUCUUGGUUCGGUGUUCAUCAUUUGGAAUCGGGUUAAUCCAACUCCAAAAGCUCCCCCGAAAAAAGUGGGUAGCGAGCUUCGCUUCCAGACACGGAAGGUUGCCUUCGAUUUGAUUUCGACUGCCAGUCAAGUCAACCAGAGGGAGGAAUACGAGAAGGAAGAAAGGAAGGCAGCAAAAAAAAAAAGAAUCCAAGUCAGAAACCACACGACAAAGAGGGAAAAGAAAAGCUGCUGCUGCUGCUCUUGUGAUUCCGGCUCUGGUUUGGCCAUUUUUCGUGUGUGGAUGGCAGAGAAAGAAGAAUUCCUGGUGCUUUGGUGUGUGUGAUUCGUGUUCUUCCGAAGGUUUUCGAAGCCAGGAGAAGGCAGCAAAAGAAGUCUAAAUUUAAUUAAAGGAAGUGAAGAUUGUGCGGUUUACAGGAGAAUUGUCCGCCUUGGAAGAAGAAAAAUCUCGACGCGUUCCUGUGCCCAAUUUCCGGGGAAUGUUUCAAAAAAUGAAGUUCCAAAUCUGCUGCUAGGGAGGGACUUGCUCGGGAGUGUCAAAAUUGAAAAGUAUCAGGGGGGCAAGGGGAAGAAGCAGCUGGUGACGACGCGGUGCCCUUCUUCCGGCACCCACCAGAGUUAGGUCGGGUUGUGUGUGGGAACAAUCGAAGCCGUGGAAGCGAAGAGUGGAGGAGAAGCAAAAUGGGAGCACAACAAGUGAAGGAACGUUCCUCGGCUGGCGGAGGAGGAGCUGGAACGGGAGGAGGAGGAACCGGUGGCAGCACCAUUGGAGCCGGGAUCGGUUCAGCGUCCUCGCUCGGUGCUGGAAGCUCCAUUCGAUCCAGCCGGAACAAGCCUCGGGUGCCGAAAGAUUCGCGUAUACUGGGGUCCAACAUUUUCACGGAACAUAGUGAAGCGUUGCUGCAAUCCCGCCCACUGCCACAUAUUCCGCCACCGGGCAGUUUGCUCCCAACCGAUUUGCUCGGCCAGAACCAGGAUGGGUCGGAAAACCACACCGGAACGAUGCACUCCCAGGGCAGCUCCAACACGGCCCAGUCCAGCUUCGAGAAUGCACACCGAUGGACGUCCAAAGAAAAUUUGCUGGCGCCCGGACCGGAAGAAGACGAUCCACAGCUGUUCGUCGCCUUAUACGACUUCAAGGCCGGAGGCGAAAAUCAACUGAGCCUCCGGAAGGGUGAACAGGUGCGGAUACUUUCCUACAACAAAUCCGGGGAGUGGUGCGAGGCACAUUCCGAUUCCGGCCACGUCGGUUGGGUUCCUUCCAACUACGUCACACCGCUAAAUUCCUUAGAAAAGCAUUCCUGGUAUCAUGGGCCGAUUUCGCGAAACGCCGCCGAAUACCUGCUCAGUUCCGGUAUCAACGGAAGCUUUCUGGUCCGGGAGAGCGAAAGUUCCCCCGGGCAGCGUAGUAUAAGUUUAAGGUACGAAGGUCGCGUCUACCACUACCGGAUAUCGGAAGAUUCGGACGGGAAGGUGUACGUGACGGCGGAGGCUAAAUUUAAUACCCUGGCGGAGCUGGUGCACCACCAUAGUGUGCUACACGAGGGACACGGACUGAUUACGCCGCUGCUCUAUCCGGCGCCAAAGCAAAACAAACCCACGGUGUUCCCGCUGAGUCCGGAACCGGACGAGUGGGAAAUCUGUCGAACUGAUAUUGUGAUGAAACAUAAACUGGGUGGUGGGCAGUACGGGGAAGUGUACGAGGCUGUGUGGAAACGGUAUGGUAAUACGGUGGCGGUCAAAACGCUCAAGGAGGACACGAUGGCACUGAAGGAUUUCAUCGAAGAGGCUGCUAUUAUGAAGGAAAUGAAACACCCGAACCUGGUGCAAUUGAUAGGUGUCUGUACUCGAGAGCCCCCUUUCUACAUCAUCACCGAAUUCAUGAGCCAUGGCAACCUGCUGGACUUCCUGCGCUCGGCUGGCCGAGAAACGUUGGAUGCGGUAGCGCUGCUGUAUAUGGCCACCCAGAUUGCAUCGGGCAUGAGUUACCUGGAGAGCCGUAACUUCAUUCAUCGCGAUUUGGCAGCACGAAAUUGUCUCGUCGGUGAUAACAACCUGGUCAAGGUGGCGGAUUUCGGGCUGGCCCGAUUGAUGCGAGACGACACGUACACAGCCCAUGCCGGAGCAAAGUUCCCCAUCAAAUGGACCGCACCGGAGGGUUUAGCGUAUAAUAAAUUUAGCACCAAAUCCGAUGUGUGGGCGUUCGGUGUGUUGCUGUGGGAAAUUGCCACCUACGGAAUGUCCCCCUAUCCGGGCAUCGAUCUGACGGAAGUGUUCCACCGGUUGGAGUCCGGCUACCGAAUGGAGCGUCCCCCCGGGUGUCCACCCGAAGUGUACGAGUUGAUGCGGAAGUGCUGGCAGUGGAACGCCCAGGACCGGCCGACCUUCAAGAGCAUACACCACGACCUAGAGCACAUGUUUCAGGAAUCGUCCAUCACCGAGGCAGUAGAGAAGCAAUUGCAGGGUGUAUCACAGCCGGUCCAACUGACGCCGCAGCUGGGCAAGAAGCCCCAGAUGGGGACGCAACAGCAGCAGCCGCAACACGAACCGGCCAUUACCCCGAUUUCCGAUACUGGUUCAAGUUCGAAGCUCAGUACGUUUACAAACAAGACAUCGACGGCUGGGGUUCAGAUGAGAAGGACAACAAACAAACGUGGAAAGACGGCACCGGCUCCUCCAAAACGGACCAGUCUGCUAUCGUCGAGUCGCGAUUCGACGUACCGGGACGAGGACGGCAAACUGGGUGACGGCGAACAGAACUCAAACGGAUUUUCGAGGGAUCUUGCUAAUCUUGUCAACAGAACGACGGAUUCGGAAAACGAGCAAACAGAAAUCACGCCCGAUACGGACACCGAUAGUCAGGAACCUGGCGUAGGACACUUCCAGAAAUCAACUUCUCAGCAAAGUUCCUUCAAACGUGUUCCAAUCAUGGGCAACAGAGGCUUGGAAACGCGCAGCAGCAAGCGAUCGUUACCACAACAGGGAGCACCCCGAAGAGACCCCGCUACGCUACCACCGGGAGGAAGUAGUGCUCCCCCGCAAGUUGUGUCGCUGAACGCACUCGGUUCGCCGGUAGUUUGUGCUCUGGAAGUACAGAAUGUAAAGAAAGCUACCAAUAGAUAUGGAACGCUUCCAAAGGGAGCUAGAAUUGGGGCUUACUUGGAGUCCUUGAGACAGGGUGAUGGAACGGUGAUUGCUGUAGCUGGUCAACAGGGAGUAAAUUCGGUUCCUCCAGAUCCUCCACCACCGAUGGCUGCCGCUAAUGUUAUCUCCAAUAGCCUACGAACGGCUGUCAAGACACAACAGCAACUCCAACCGCAGAUGAUUCGAAGCAAUUCGUCCAGUGGAGUCACCAUGGCAAAUACGGCCAGCGCCAGUCUUUCCAAACUUCAACGGCAUAGAACCACAACGGACGGUUCAAUGAUGACAUUUUCCUCUUUUCGUGGUACGGUAGGCAACAACAGUCCAAAACGAUCUCUUCCACCUACCCUUGCUGAUCUUGAGUUUCCUCCUCCACCCGCGGAUUUACCACCUCCUCCAGAGGAAUUCGAAAUCCAUCAGCUCAAUAGUUUACCCUUAGAGAAACAAAUGAAACCAUCGAAUGACGUUUCGAAUACAGAACCAAGUGUAGAAGAGGCAAGUUCUCGCUUUGGUGUUAGUUUGAGACGAAGGGAACCAUCGACCGAUUCCUGUAGUUCUCUUGGUAGUCCAGCGGAUGCUUUCGCUCAGAACAAUGAACCUCCUCCACCACCACCAAGUUUCAAAGAAAAGCUUGCUGCCGAAAUCAAGGAAAAAGCAAAUGUGCCAAAGCCAGCUAUCGAGAAUAACCACAAAAUGCAUGCCGACCCAGCUUCACAAUUAGUCAGUGAACUGGCGGAAAGCAUCAACUUUCCCAAACCCCCUCCUCCGUUACCGCCAAGCGACAGUGCUAGUCACUACAAGUCCUCGGACAUUAGCUCGCUGCGCAAAGGAAAACCUUCCGAAAACAAUAGCAUGGCUGCUUCGCAAACUUCUUUCAAGGCACAGCUGAAGAAAGUCGAGCCAAAACGAAUGCCUAAUCCCAUUCCCAAGAAAGAAGAAACGAGUAACAUUAUCGACUUCAAGUCUAGAUUGCGCAAGGUGGACAAUUCCAACGAGGCAGCCGUCACCAGCAAUGGAACUGGAAGUGGAGAGCGUAACUCUGCCUCCGGUAACUCGGAUUCUAGCUCGGACAAUAAUAAUAAACACCAUAGUACGAAUAAUAACAGUAAUAACAUUCUCAAUAACAAUCAAUCUGUUGCAAAUGAACAUCAGUCGAGUGACAACGAAGGCAGAGUGAAAAGAGGGGAACAUCUACGGAAUGGAACAAGCAAGAACGGCACAGUCUCAGAUUCUUCCACCAAUAAAUUGCUGCUAGAAAAUGAGCUGAAUUCGUUGAAACUGAAAAAAUCAUCUGCACCGGUGGUGACAACUGUUGCUCCAAUCGAUAGUAAUAAGAUAAUCGAGCUGAAAAAGACUGAAAUCAAAAUUGAACUUAGCCAGGACGACAGGAAGCGGGAAAGUCUCGAGGGAAACUCACUGAAAGCGGAAGGUACCAACAGUGGUAGCGAUAAUUUAUCUACCGGAAGCACCGGAACAGGAGACGAAAGUGACAAACGAAAGAGCACUGGAAGUAUUAGCAGUUUGAAGAAACUCUGGGAAGCGAAGGAAACCCCCAACGAUCAGAAUGCUCAAUUGAGUCCCAAGCUGGGAGUAAAAAGCGUUACCAAUGCAAAGAUUAACAAUAAUCCCGAUGAUGAACCGAGCGGUGUAAAUAGUUCCCAUGUAACGACAACAACGAACAGUAAUUCCAGCCAUCACGAUGACCAAACCUCAUCGCAUCAGGUGUCUACCAAAAAACCGGCCGUCCCGGUUAAACCAUCCAAAUUUUCUUCGAUCUACGCGACGCCGGUUCAGAAUCAAAUACCCAGUCCCGUUAUGAUAAACACCAACAGCAGCAAUAACACCAACAAUACCACGGCAUCCAAAUCGAACGAUAGCAACAGCUCGCUGCUAUCGGAAAAAUCUACGGCUUCCUCCUCCUCGGCACCCUCGUCGACGGUCAGCCGGGAGGGUAUUCUAGAGCUCAUAAACAUACUCGAGGGCAGUCUGAAAAUUCCAGUCAAUUCCAUCUCGGCCUCCCAGUGGCUGCAGCUGAGCGAGCGCUUCAACUCACUCCAGUCCUGCUGUGUUACCUUUGCCGACAACGAAACGCUUCCACCGCACACCAAGUUUCACUUCCGGGAGCUGGUCACCCGGGUGGAGAACCAGUCUCUCUCGCUGCGAUCGGCCGGCAGCAAGAACGUGCAUGACAACGAGAAACUCGUGCUGGAAGUCGGUCAAUCACUGAAGCAAAUCUCGAACGCGCUGCACAGGAACUCUGGAAGCAAUCAACCUCCUCCCUACGUUAUGAUGAUAAGCUAGGGGACUCACUUUUGUGUGUACUUGCACAAAAGCAAAUUGACUGACCCCCAGAUUGAGUGAUUGACUGACCAGUGCGUUUCAAGUCCGAUCAAGCAAAACAGAAAAUAAGAAUGCUAAUAAUAUAUUUAUUACCUUAUACUAACAAUCAGUAUCAGUGGAAUACAGGUAUUAAUUGUCUUGGCUAGAAGCAAAUAGAGAGCGAUAUUUUGAAACAUUAUUUUUGAUACGUUUGAUUGUGAGAAUAAAUUUGUUUAUGAUUUGUAAAACUUAAUCUACUCAUGAAGAGUGCGAAAAUAAAUAUGCAAUCGCAAUUGUACACCAACAUCUCUGGGGACGCAGUUCCACAUCAGAAAAUUGAAGAAAACGACAACCAUUCUAUAGUGAAACCAUGAUUCGAUGCCAUAAGGAAUGAAAUGAAGCCAUGCUAGAGGUAUGGAUCCAGGAAAUAGGAAACGAAACUUUCAAUAUGUUUGGAUUAUGCCCAUCACCUAUUAAAACCCCAUUUAUACGACGAAUAAAUCUCUUAAAACAAAUAUAUUUUGAAGCCAUGAUCAAACAUUGCCGUCGCAAAGGAGAAAACGAUUGAAUUUAAAUAAAUGUUCGAAUAAACAUUUUAUACGCUCAAUAAAAUUGCCAAAUAUCGAAAUAAACUUAUAUUUUUACUGAUUUUAAUCGUUGGUCUAAUAGGUUUUAAUAAAACAAAAAAUCAAACAAAAGAGAAUGGUAAAAUAAGGAUGAAGAACAUCAGGACUGACAUUCUUUUCAUAAGAAAAGUUUUUAAAAUCAAAAAUUUCAAGGCGAUCGUUUAAUAUAGUUUAGAAGCUUUGAAACUUUUUCAAACAGUUCUUAAAAUCACGUUUUGUUCAACAACUGAAUUCGAGCGUCUCUAAAGAUUUUUAAUAAAUUGUAUGCCGUAAACAUUUCAUGGCAGCAAAACCACGCUAUUAUCACCACCACUUUAAGCCAAAGAGCUUAAGACUUUGUUUUUGUUUUACGUUCAUAGAAAGUCAGAAUCCCUCACGCUACUCCAAUUACUUUAAGAUACCGCAAUCACGUAACAUCAUCCUCUAUAAUGACAGAAUUUAAUGCUUUGUCGUGUUGUGAUCCUCUGAAGUAUCAAACACAAACUUGAUUUUUCGUGCACUAUUAUAAGUUAUUUAAAACAAUCUAUUUAUUAGGAAUAACACAUUAAAAUGCUAGUCGUAUCCAUUUAUGCAUAUACCUAUUAUCGAAACAAAAACAUAGUGUUAACAACCCAAUCAAUCCACAAAAACGCAUAUUCAAAUUCUAAGCAAAAUGAUUGCAAAAAACCAAGUGAAGUGAAUGAUAUUCCAAUCGACGAAAAGGAUGCUUUCUCUUGAGUAAAUUUGCGCCAAGCAGCAGCUUAUCAGCGUUAUAUUCUUAGUCUGUAAAAUGCUAGCGUCUCUCUUCAGUAAACCAAAAUAAUGAUAAAUGAAAACAAAAUCUUGCUAAAGUAAAACUUAUCGAAAAACAAGCUAGAGAACAUUGCAAACCUAAAUACCAUAAUCAUAAACACACACACAAACACAAACGAAUCGCAGGAUUGUAUUAUAUAUAUUUUAGAUAAACCAGCAUCAUAUACUUCAAACAUUCAUUAACCAUCAACCAUCAUGUCGUCAUUCUAAUUCACGGAUCGUUCUCAUCAAGCAGAAAUAUGCUUACGCAAAGAUAUUAUGUCUAAAACAAACCAAUAAAAAUCAAAAAAGAUGUGAAAGAGGCGCAGUACGCAAUUGUGUUUGUGAGUGAUCGAAGAAUGAAUGCUGAAGAUAGAUAAGUGAUUACAUACAAUUACUCAUUGGAUAACACAGAAAACUAUAUAGGUGUGUAGCAGUGGCUCUAUCGUAGAAUGUCAAAAAAAACUAUUAUCAUAAUAUCCAGGAUGAAGAUCGAAGAAACAUGAAGCAACAAGGAAACAGCCCAAGUGAAAAUACGUGAUAUAAUAUGAACACAGAACACUAAUAUCUACACUAAACAAACUUAUAUUCUCUUGAGACACUUGUGUGUGUAUGUAUACACCGGAUAAAAAAAAACACUAUGGUAUGGUUGGAAUACGAACGAACCACAUCCGCGAGCGAAAUGCAAAAGAAUUCGUAAUAAAACAAAACAAUGUAAUCGGUAAUAAAAGCAUAUUGCCCGAGGGCUGAAUUAUAAUACUA